AUGAAAACACCAUUAAUCCUUACUCUACUAUCAAUAACACUCCCCUCCGCAACAGCGACAACCCUCCAAUCCCCCCUCGACUCCCCCAACAACAACAACAACAACAACAACAACAACAACAACAACAACAACAACAACAUGAAAUCAGGAAACCCCAUAAUCCAAGGCUGGUACGCCGACCCCGAAGCCCGCAUCUUCGACACCAACUACUGGAUCUACCCAACCUACUCCGCCGCCUACGAAACCCAAACCUUCUUCGACGCCUUUUCCUCCCCGGACCUCCUCACCUGGACCAAACACCCCCGCAUUCUGGACUUCGGGGGGAUCCCCUGGUCCACGAAUCGGGCUGCUUGGGCGCCGAGUGUGAUUCGUCGGCCUGCUUCGCCGACAACCAGUGGCCGUAGCAGUAGUGCUGCAGGGGAAGGGGAGAAUGGGCAUGAGUAUGAUUACUUUAUGUACUUCUCCGCCGGCGACGGGGCAGGGAUAGGCGUUGCGAAAUCGACGACUGGACGGCCUGAGGGUCCCUAUGCGGAUGCUCUUGGAAAACCGCUUAUCCCGACCACGGUGUUUGGGGCGGAGCCAAUCGACGCGCAGGUGUUUAUUGAUGAUGAUGAACGGGUGUGGUUGUAUUUUGGGGGGUGGAGCCAUGCCGUCGUGGUGGAGUUGGAGAGUGAUAUGGUGAGUUUGAAAGGGGAGUAUCUGGAAAUAACACCCAAAGGGUAUGUUGAGGGGCCGUGGAUGAUGAAGAAGGAAGGGGUGUAUUAUUUCAUGUUUAGCGUGGGGGGAUGGGGAGAUGACUCCUACGGCGUGAGUUAUGUUACUGGGGCGUCGCCUACGGGUCCGUUCUCGACGGAGCCUGUCAAGAUUCUCUCCGGGAAUGCGACGGUUGGCACCGGGACGGGCCAUAAUAGUGUGAUCACACCAGAUGGAAAGGACUACUAUAUCGUCUACCAUCGGCGGCCGGUGAAUGACACCGAGCGCGACCACCGCGUGGUCUGUAUCGACCGGAUGGAGUUUGAUGCAGACGGGAAUAUCCUGCCGGUGGUGAUUACGACUGAGGGCGUAGAUGCAAGGGCAUUGGAUCAGCCAAAGACUGUUUAG
This is a messenger RNA of Aspergillus lentulus, 1101 nucleotides long. RefSeq names its product glycoside hydrolase family 43 protein. Gene Ontology annotation, molecular function: hydrolase activity, hydrolyzing O-glycosyl compounds. Gene Ontology annotation, biological process: carbohydrate metabolic process. NCBI's taxonomy places the organism in Eukaryota, Fungi, Ascomycota, Eurotiomycetes, Eurotiales, Aspergillaceae. The record is from RefSeq and is a predicted model, not a curated record.